This is a messenger RNA of Coffea arabica (coffee), 4892 nucleotides long. Its product is annotated as putative late blight resistance protein homolog R1A-3. Gene Ontology annotation, molecular function: ADP binding. NCBI's taxonomy places the organism in Eukaryota, Viridiplantae, Streptophyta, Magnoliopsida, Gentianales, Rubiaceae. Gene Ontology annotation, biological process: defense response to other organism. The record is from RefSeq and is a predicted model, not a curated record.
CAUAAAAUUUCAUUUUAUAACCUUGAAAUUCAGAGAGGGUGGUUGAGUUGCAAACAUCAGCUCACAUGGCUGAUAGUUACGUAAAUAUAAAAUAAUCAUCUGAACAAUUAGUUGUCAAUUAUUGUUGGUAAAAGCAUUGUUGUAAGACGACUUCUGCAUCCUUAAAAUUUGAGUGAGAAAAUCCCAAAGGAUAACUGAAGUUUGAAGAUGAUGGAUUCUGCUGCCGUUGCUGCUGCUGCUUCCAGUUUGGAUCGCCUUGAUUCUGCUUUAGAAGGGUUACGGCGCCGAUCGGUCACUGCGGAGCAGAUCUACAAGGACUGGAGGUUUCUACCUUAAUCGUUUUUCUGAUGCAGAGGAGGAGGAGGAGGACCACGAGGGUCCAGAAUCACAGUUCCUUCUCCUUCUGGCUCGUGAUUGUGAAACAAAAACCAAGCGAUUGAUGGCUGAAAUUGGAGAAGCUCUUGACUAUCUGUACUCGUGCUCAACUGGAGGAGGGAGCACCAUCAGCAGCUCACUCCAGUUCCAGCUGAUGUCUCCUGCAACUCUUGAUGUUUCUUUUUGGCCAAAAUUUGUCAGCCAUGCACAAUCAAACGUGCUCAGAAUCAGUCAGAUUGUGGUAGAUCACUUGGGUCAUGAACACUUUGGUAUACGGGAUCAAGUCUUUUCCUUUUACAACAGUCUGAAGUCCAUCAAGCGUUACUUUGGUCUGUUAUUCAGCGAUCCCAAAUUCCCAUACCUGGGAGGAGCAGGAGCAGAUGAUGCACUGCCUAGUAUUGAUGCCUUCCUCGGUCAUGUGGUAUCCUUGGUCCUUCGGAUUGCCAAUCGGUGUUCUGAUCACUGGUUGGAUUGCAAAACAGGCCGGAUCCAAGUGGAAAAAGGUGAGUUGAGUAAGUUCGUGGAGGAUUUGCACCAUGAGGUUCAUCCAAGAAAUCCCAAUUUCAUGAGGUUCCAUCUCAAUUUCCUUUUGACUCUUUGCUGUAUUAGUAAUAACAAGGAUGAAGAGAUGGAUGUUGUUAUGCAAUUCUGCAACUAUCUCUUCAAUUCUGAACGUGGUGAUUUUCGAAAAGAGGUGGCUUCCCUUUUAACUCUUUUUGUUGAUGCUACUACUAAAUUAAAGGUCAAGGAUGCAGUAAAAAGUUUCUUUCCAGAAAUCAAUGCAAUGCUGGUUGAGAUAGCGUCGCUCUUUGAAGUCAAUUGUCGCAAGGGGCACAAACUGGAUGACUCUCCUCAGUGUUCUGAGUUACUUACAAGAAUUUGUCUUCUCAGAGCGGAGCUUUCCCUCAUGGCACAAAUUCAUAAUAUGAGCGAAAUUUGCAGCAAUUCGUCGUCCUCCUCCAGUAUGCUUUCAGAUUGGAAAGAUAUCUCGAGAAAUCUGAGCAUAUAUUCCAAAAAUUUACCCCUUGAGAAGAUUGAGGGUGGGGAAAAGACGUUGGCGUUCACUGAAUCGUUGUUUCAGGAAGUAGAAUCUCUUCAUCAGUCAUUUAGGGACAAGAAAAUCACUGGAUGUAUCAUGAAGAACUCACUUCUCCUACUUUUUUUUAAGAUUGUGAUUUUCAAGGAAGAGUCAUUUCUAACGGAUAUAUUACUGUUGAAGAGUGGUAAUGACGCAACUUCCAUGGCUGGUGGGAAAGAUCGAAUUGCACUUCAUCUUCAGAAGCUUGAGUACUUUCCACUAAUUCUCUCAGAUGAGCGAAUGAAGAAUACAGAGGACAUCUUCAGAGCCUUCAAGCCAAUUGAAGUUUUUUUCAGGAGUCUGACAAGUCUCAAUUAUUCUUUUCUUAUCGCACAAGAUGAAAUGAUCCUUUCAUUUUCUGAGCUUUUAGACAAGAUGAACCAGUUGAUGGAGGCAAAGCUCAAAAAGAUAAUUCCCCAAUUUCCACCGUUUGCUUUCCCUACGACUUUCAGAUUGAAUUUCGUUGAUUCUCUGUCAACAAACCUUGUGGAGCUGCUGAAAUAUGAUCCUGCGUCAAUUGCAUUGGUGAAGCACCACAUUGAAGAAAUUCAACGACAUCUCCAGUCAUUGAGUUCUUUUCUUGUGGAUGUUUCAAAGUUACAGAUUGAAGGGGAUCUGGAGCUGAAAGAUAUUGGUAAUCAAAUCAUCCAUUUGGGGUAUAAAGCGGAGUAUGUGAUUGAUUCAAUUGAGGUUGAUGCUCAAUGGCAGGAUUUCUUCUGGUUAAAUGAUGUACUGCAGGAGCUAAGAGUUGUUAAUGAGAAGGCCUGUGGAAUUCAGUUGACCAUCGGUGAUGCUAAAGUCCUAGAUCCCGAAAAUGUGACCCACGUUUCACGCGGUACGUUUCCAAGGGAUGGUACACCGGCGAUCGAUGAAAUUGUGGUGGAUCUAAGGGACCAAGAAGAAAUGAUAAUAGCCAUGCUCACUAGAGGAUCCAUGAGUCUAAAUACUGUUUCUAUUUUUGGAAUGCCCGGUUUAGGCAAGACUCUAUUGGCGAGGAAAGUAUACAACAAUAGAUUUGUCACGUGCCGCUUCGAUAUUCGUGCAUGGUGCAGUGUUUCCCAAGUAUAUGAGAAAAGAAAAUUAUUGCUUGAAAUUCUAACUGGGAUUCAUGGGCUUACUGAAGAGAUUCGCCAAAUGAGGGAUGAAGAUCUCCAAGCAAAAUUGCGUCAAUGCUUGUUGAGAAACAGGUAUCUCAUAGUUAUGGAUGACGUUUGGGGUGAAGAAGCUUUUAAAGACUUAAAAAAUAGUUUCCCGGAUGAUGCCAAUGGAAGUAGGAUUCUGGUGACCACUCGUUCCUGUGGAUUGGCCUUGGAAAUCAGUCCACAUGGAGAACAUCAUUCUCUUCGCGAGCUGUCUGAGGAUGAAAGUUUCAGGUUAUUAAACAUGAAGGUAUUCAAUGAGGAAGGUUGCCCCAGAGACUUAGUGGCAGUUGGAAAAGAAAUUGCGCGGCAAUGUCGAGGAUUGCCUCUUGCAAUUGUUGCUGUAGCUGGUAUACUGAAGAUGACAGAAAAGAGCCGAAAUUCGUGGAAGAAAAUAGCAAACAGCUUGAGCUCCCAGGUACUCAAUGACCCAGAAGCUCAGGGCCAGUCAGUCCUAGAACUAAGCUAUCAAUACUUGCCGGAAUAUCUAAAACCAUGCUUUCUCUAUAUGGGAGUUCUUGAUAAAGACAAAGAUAUUCUUGUUAGCAAGUUGAUUCAGUUGUGGCUCGCAGAAGGGUUAAUACCAAAAACUCUCACAAAGAGCUUUGAAGAUUUGGCAGAGGAGUUUUUGAUGGAGUUGAUUGACAAAACCUUGGUAAUAAUCUCCAGAAGAAGAUCCAACGGCAAAGUCAAAGCAUGUCGUCUUCAGUCUCUUAUGCUUGAUUUCUGUAAGUCGAAAACCAAAGAUGCAAACUUCUUUCAGCUAGUAACCAGGUGUGAUGACCCAUAUGCUUCUUUUCCCAGUUCAGAUUAUGGUUUUGAAUUUGAUUUUUACCAUCAUUUGCGUCCUGUUUCAUUUGCAUCCUAUCGGUUGGCUGUAUGUUUGAAGCAAAAUCAUUUUCUUGAGUCAAGACCAUAUGGCCUGGGCACCCGUUCUUUGGUGUUUUUUGCCUCUACAGAUUCAGAAACGAGAUGGCCUUAUGACAUCUCGUUCAUUUUGCACAACUUCAAAUUACUUAGGGUGUUGGAUUUCGAAUGCAUCGACGUGGCUUCUUUUCCUGUUGAAAUUGGACUACUGAUUCAAUUGAGAUAUUUAGCAGUUGGGGGGUAUGUGACAUCUAUUCCACAAUCAUUAGGCAACCUCAGGAAACUGGAAACUCUUAUUGUGAAAGGAUUGCGUGGUAAGAUCAUCUUGCCAAAUACGAUUUGGCGCCUGACAAGUCUGAGGCAUCUUCACGUGAAAAUCCAUGUUGUUUUCAACUUGGAUGAUGAAGAGUAUGAAAACUGCUCUGUUUUAGAAAAUUUGAUCAGUUUUUCCCGCCUGUCCCUUCCCUGUGGUCAGGAUGGAGAAAGGAUAUUGAAGAGGUUUCCAAAUCUUCGCAAACUGAGUUGCAUAUUCUAUGAACCACAGGAUUCUUCCACGACUUGCAAUCAAUUUCCAGUGUUGGAUUUUCUAGCUCAUUUGGAGUCACUCAAGAUAGUCUACUUUGGGACCCCUCUCAAUGAUGGCAAGUUCAACCUACCAUCGAAUCUGAAGAAAUUGACUCUCUCAGACUUUCGCCUGCCAUGGAGCCAUAUAUCUGCAAUUGGGAGUCUUGCAAACCUGGAAAUUCUCAAGUUACAAUCUAGUGCCUUUGAAGGGCAAACAUGGGAGAUGAAGGAAGGAGAGUUCCAGAGCCUCAGAUUCUUGAGCUUAGACACUCUGGACAUUGUCCAAUGGAAUGCCUCUUGUGACCACCUCCCUAGACUUGAAAGACUUGUCCUGCAAAAUUGCAAUGACCUUGAGGAAAUUCCGUUGGAUCUUGCGGAAAUACUCUCAUUGCAAAUGAUUGAAGUGAAUUUCUGUGCACAAUCUGUAGAAGAGUCGGCCAAAGAGAUUGGGGAGGCCACUGGGGAAGUCAAAGUCCUUAUCAGGAGUUCAGAUUUGACGACAUGAUGAGCAUGGUUUGGACUACUCUGCUUUAUACUUCCCAUGAUCGCUCGCCUAUAUAAAACAGGCAAGGCUCAAUUGAAACUUUAGAGAUUUUGUUCGUCACAAGCAAGAAGUUUAAGGCCAAGCUUUGCCUUCCAUUGGAGCUUUCCCAAUUUCAUGUUCUAUUUUAUGCUUUUGAACUUUGGAACUAAUAUAGCAAGGUGAUUCAUUUUUUGAUUGCCUUUGGCACUUGGAUAUUAGCUUUUACUAUUAAUGGAUAUUAAUUUAUUUUGAAUUUAUGAACUGGAGAAAGACGAUGCUUGUAGAUAGAUGUGUUUUGAGAAUGCUUGUUUGAAGAAAUUGAAUUACAGUUGCCUUUCAUCAUCAA